Molecule: messenger RNA, 3349 nt
Organism: Trifolium pratense (red clover)
Lineage: Eukaryota; Viridiplantae; Streptophyta; Magnoliopsida; Fabales; Fabaceae
Product: spermidine hydroxycinnamoyl transferase-like
Exons: 2
Coding region: 137-1525 (462 amino acids)
Molecular function (GO): acyltransferase activity, transferring groups other than amino-acyl groups
Source: RefSeq, a predicted model, not a curated record
UGCGACCACAAUAAUGUUAUUGAAAAUUGUCAAAAGGAGUAAUUUGUAACUUACACUAUUAGAUACUGUAAAUUUUGUUUUUGAUAUCAUAGAUAGUGUAUAUUUUGAGUACAAAAUCUAUAGAGCAUAUUGAAAAAUGGCAACCAUUAAAGCAUCUUACACAGUGAAACCAAAUGAAUCAACUCCAAAGGGUCGUUUGUGGCUCUCAGAUUUAGAUCAAGUUGUGCGUCUCAGCCACACACCGCUUAUUUACAUUUACAAAUCACAAAAACAGAACCAAAAAAGCAGAGCCAUCAUAGAAACCUUAAAGAACUCACUCAGCAAGAUUCUGGUUCACUACUAUCCUAUAGCUGGUCGUUAUUGUUACAAAGACGGUGGUCGAUUAGAAUUGAAUCUCAAUGCAAAAGGAGCUGUUUUGAUAGAAGCUCAAACCACUAAAACAAUUCAUGAUUAUGGUGACUUUUCACCUUCUGACUCCACCGAAGAGCUUAUUCCAAAAGUUGAUUAUAAUCAACCAAUAGAAGAAAUUCCAUUGUUUGUUGUUCAAGUUACAAUAUUUUCAAACAAAGAUGAAAGCUUUGGAUUCGCAAUUGGAAUUGCUUAUUCACAUCCUUUAUCAGAUGGAGUUGGUUGUUUUAACUUGUUGAACUCAUGGGCCAAAAUUUCAAGAGGUGAAACACUUGAAGAUAAUGAAUUACCCUUUUUAGACAGAACAAUUCUCAAAUUUUCACAUACACCAAUUGAACCGUGCUUCGAACACAUAGAAUUGAAGCCGUUGCCACUCAUUCUAGGAAGAUCUGACAAUGAUAUUGAAAGAAAGAAGAAAACAACAGCUGAAUUAUUGAAACUCACAAAAGAACAAGUUGAAAAGUUGCAGAAAAAGACUAAUGAAUUUGAUAUUCCAAAAGGGUCAAAACCUUAUAGCAGAUUUGAAGCUAUCAGUGCACAUAUAUGGAAAUGUGCAUCGAAAGCUCGCGAGCUUGAAGAGAAUCAACAAAGUGUUGUUAGAUUCAAUGUUGAAAUCAGGAAUAGAAUAAUUCCGAAUCUUCCUAAAACUUAUUAUGGGAAUGCUUUGAUUCAAACUUCGACAAGAGGGUAUAUCGGAGAAAUCACAUCAAAGCCGUUGAAUUAUAUUGCAAUGAAGAUAAGAGAAGCACAUGAGUUGAUAUCAAAUGAGUAUAUAAGGUCACAAAUUGAUGUUAUUAGAAGUUUUGAGAAUUUGGAUGAUGCAAGAAAAUUGUUUAUAGGUGGAGAAGGUAAGAAUGCAACAUUUUUUGGGAAUCCUAAUCUUCAUAUAACAAGUUGGAUGGCUUUGCCUGCAUAUAAAUCAGAUUUUGGGUGGGGAAAGCCAUUUUACUUUGGUUUAGGAUAUGUUUCACCACAUGAUAGGGGAAUAAUUUAUUUGAAUCCUAAUGGAGAUGGUUCUGUUAUUGUGUGUAUGCACUUUCAAGUUGCAUUGAUGCAGAUUUUCAAGAAGUUCUUUUAUGGGGAUAUAAAUGAGUUGUUCACAUCAGCAAAAUUGUGAUGAGGGUUUGUGUGGAAACUUUAUAUGUGAUCUCUAUUGUAAUCUACUCUAUUCAAUAAAGCUAUAUGAUAGUGUAGCGAAUAAAAAGAAUAUAAUGAUCUUUGAAUAUAAUAAAGCUAUAUUUUACUAUGUAUUUUGCUACUAGGAAUUUUUUAGGUGAAAAAGAAGCCUAUAUAGAAGAGAAUAUUUUGCUAUAUAUAGUAAUUACUUGAGUUCAAGUACCAAAAUUGUGUUUCAAAUAUGGUAGAAUUUGUGAUUCUUGAAGAUUCAUCUAAGGCUCUUAGAAUUAAAGAGAUCUUAUGACAUUCUCCUUUAAUAUCUUGGAUUAAAUGCAACUCAGGUGGAGCUGCUCAUGGUAGCCCUGACAAUGCAGCUUGUGGUGGUGUGUCCGAAGACUAUCAAGGGUUGGCAUCAUCUUUGGCUAGAAACUAAUUCACAACUUGUUACAUUGGCUUUCAAGCAACCUCAUAUUAUCUCGUGGACUCUUCAUAAUAGAUGGCGGAAUUGCAUGCAUCUUCCUUCACAAAUGGAUUUCAAAGUCACUCACAUUUUUAGAUAAAUGAAUUGUUGUGUUGCAGUCAACUCCUCAAAAGUUUAAAAAAUGUUAUUUUCUAUUGAAAACUUUCUUUUGUUAGUUUCCUUAACGAGUGUCCCGGGGCACCGGUUAACAUAACCAUAGUACCAAAAUUGUGGUAUAAAUAACAUCAUCUUUGAUUAUUUUUUUUCACCACCAGUUGAAUCUAGUUCGGAGUCAAUUCUGACAUCAAGUGGUUCCAACAUCCUAUUAAGUUUUCUUUAUCAACAUAUCCCUAUUUAAAAGAAAUGAAUAUUAUGACGGGAACAUGAACUAAUUAUUUCUCUUAAAUGAUAAAUUUGUAAAACAAUUAUCAAUUAUCAAUAAUUAUCAAUAAAUUUAAUAGUAGCAUUCAAUUUUCUCAUAGAUACCGUAAAAAAUUAGCCUUUAAAUUUUUCUAAUGGUAGUUAGCGUAUAGAUUCAUCCCACCUAGACUUUGAAAGCUGGCCAACCAAUGAUUCACUUGUAAAAGACAAGAACGUCAUAAUUAAAGUUUGUAAAAGUUAGCAUCUUUCCAAAGGAUAAUGUUGUUUUUUAGUAGUGUCUCGUGUCGGCAGCAUAAUUAUUGAACUUUGAAUGAUUGAAAAAUACAAACUAUUCAUAGUCACACAAUUAAGGCUUCUUACACCACUUUUCUACAUCUCCAUCCAAAUCAAAACAGAACCAAGAAACCUUAAAAGAACUCUCUCAAUAUGCAAAAGGAUCAAAUUUGAUUAUGGUGACUUUUCACAAUGAUAACAGUAACAUGAAAAAUUGAGACGGAUUGAUGCUCCUGGCAUAGUGUCACCAUCUCUAGUCACAUGAUUGGCAACAACCUUGAUUGGGAAAGAAUGCUACAUUUUUGGGGAAUCCUAAUCUUUCAUAUAACAAAUUGGAUGAGUUUUCCUGCAUACAAAGCUGAUUUUGGGUGGGGAAAGCCUUUCUAAUUUGGUAUAGGAUGUGUCUCAACAUGACAGGGGUUUGAUUCUUUUGAGUCCUGAUAGAGAUGAUUAAUGUAAUUGUGUGUAUGCAUUUUCAGGUUGGAUUGAUGCAACUUUUCAAGGAGUAAUUCUAUGAGGAUUUAUAUGAAUUGUUCACAUCAGCAAGAUUGUGAUGUAGAUUUGUAUGUAAGCUUUAUAUGUGAUCUGUAAUGUAAAUUAAUUUCUUCAAUAAAUAUGCUAGCUUAUGUUUAUUAAAAAACUGUUGCUUUUGUAUCUGUCUUCUUUUUAUUGGUUUAUAUAUCAGUUUAUGCAGAUAGUUGCAGAAUAAGA